This is a messenger RNA of Schistocerca nitens (vagrant locust), 3106 nucleotides long. Its product is annotated as tRNA N(3)-methylcytidine methyltransferase METTL6. The record is from RefSeq and is a predicted model, not a curated record. The transcript has 7 exons. NCBI's taxonomy places the organism in Eukaryota, Metazoa, Arthropoda, Insecta, Orthoptera, Acrididae. Bases 188 to 1012 code for a protein of 274 amino acids.
AGGAGUUCAUUUGGAUUGUGGUGCGUAGAGGUGUUAGCAUGUGGGGUGUUCCGUGUCGGUGGUAAAGUAUUAGUGAUAUUUCUUUUCUCUCAGACCUUUUAAUAUUCUAUGCGUUCUAAUCUAUAGAAGAGUUGCAUGGAACAGACUAUUUAGGUAGGACAAGUGUGUGUGUUUUCGAAUAAUUGAGAUGGACGCCCACGUGGAAGAAAGUGAUGAAAGAUCAGUGGAAAGAACGUUGACUGCAGAUGAACGCAGCAAAUUAGAGAAUCAAAAUAGCAGACUAGUUCCUCAGUUUCUGGCAACGAAAUUAGAAUUAGAAGCAAAGAAGAAUUGGGAUCUUUUUUAUAAACGAAACGACACGCGUUUUUUUAAGGAUAGACAUUGGACUGUUAGAGAAUUCAGUGAAUUAUCAGAGUGUUCUGCAAGUGAAAAAUCGAAAGUUCUUUUAGAAGUGGGUUGCGGAGUGGGAAACUUCGUUUACCCAUUAAUUGAGGAGAAAUUGAAUUUGUUCAUUUAUGCAUGCGAUUUCUCACCGAGAGCAAUAGAAUACGUGAAGUCGCAUUCGUUGUACGAUGAGACGAAGAUAAAAGCGUUUCAGGUGGACAUAACAACUGAUGAAAUAUUUCAUUAUUUACAAUGUGGAUCAGUAGAUAUUGUAACAUUGGUCUUCGUACUUUCUGCUAUUCAUCCAGAUAAGUUCUUGCAAACAUUGAGGACAUUAUUUAAAUUGUUGAAGCCAGGAGGAAUUAUGUUGUUUAGAGAUUAUGGUCUUUACGACAUGGCACAACUCAGGUUUAAAGCAGGAAAUAAAAUAGCGGAAAAUUUUUAUAUGCGCCAGGAUGGUACAAGGAGCUAUUACUUUUCGGUUGAAGAAGUUCACCAGUUAGUGAAAGAUGCUGGAUUUCAAGUAACCACUAAUUCAUACAUUCACAGGCGAACAGUUAACAGAAGGGAAGAAAUUGAUGUACCCAGAAUUUUUAUUCAAGGAAAAUUCAGAAAAGUUCCUCCAUAAUAGGGUAGAGAGAGCAGCAGUGUCAAAAUAGUGCUGCAGACAAGUUAUUUGGAAUGAUGAAUUGUGCUGUGUCUUAUGGCACUCCAUGGAAGAAUUUGGGUUUGGCAGAUGCCUGGUGAAUGUUACCUGCGAUGUCCACUAUUAGAUGCCUGGAUACUUCUGAUCAGAAAUGUAAAUAUAUUACAUAUGUGAUGUGGAAGAAAAGGCCAUAACAUUUUGACACAUGGUGUGAAUGCAUGGGUAGACUUCUAUCUGUACUGUUUGGAUAGUGAAUUUUGUGUGCCAGCUGGUCUCGAUGGAAAUUACAUUAAAGAUGGAGAAGUGAAUUGGGUGCAAUGAAUUAAAGAUGGAACACAGGGGCAGUUCCAGUAAUUUAAGGUGAAUGCUGUGCCAGUAACACGAAGGAUAAAUAAUGGAAAUCUUGUAGGACCUAAUGACAACUAUAUGGACUCUACUUCAACUGACAACGUAUCCUGUGAAUCUUCACAUCUGGCUGUAUAUGGUGACAUCUAUGAUGUGUCAAUUGGGCGAGGACACACCAUUAAGAUAUUACUUAGCCUAUGUCAUGAAAGUUUUGUGGAAACAAGAGACUCAUUUUGAUUAUUGGAGAGUGUUUGAGGUUUUCUUAGAAGCUGUGAAAUUAGUGGCAGUUGGUACUUCUGAUGUUAUUACGUUCUGAAAUGUCUGAAGCUUCUGCAAUUUGUAGAGAACUGGAUGGGUAUAUUUGUGCAGCAUGUUAGGAGAAAUUGUAUAAUUGAAAUGAGGAUGAUCACAUCCACACCAUUCACGAUGGCAGUUACUCCAUGAGGUGAUCCUGGUGCAGAUUCAGAUUUAGCCCACUGCUUUCAUCACAUAGCAAAAAACUUUAGGAAAUCGUGAAGGAUCACAGCAACAUUGGACAUUGUCUGGCUCAAUGUACUUCUCUGUAUGUUCAGGAGGUAUGGCAACAGAAAAAUUUGGUUUAGAGGAAGUACCAGGGGAUUACGCACUGAACCUGAAGCUUUACAGUGGGCCUCUAGCUUUGCAAGACAUUUCACACUAUUGGAAGGGGAAGAAAGCAGAGCUGUUUCUGAAUGUAUCAAAGGAGUCCAAAAUAAUGGAAUUGGUUUACAGCCUCAUGGCCGAAGGGAACCAAUCUUUCGGAAAGGGAGCAACCCUACGGCAAUCACGAAUAAGGUCUUAUCCAUUCUUCUAAAAUAUAACUGUAUUUCAUCUGAAAAUUUGUUUUAUAAUAAUUACAUGUGAUUAUACUAUUAAUUUGAUUGAUCCAAAGUUUGCCCAAUUUUUUUUCAAAUGGGGUUAGAAUUAUAAAACAAAAUUAUCAAUGAUUUGAAUUGAGAGGUACAGAACAUAUUGUCAUCUGGAUAGGAAGAAAAUGUAUUUUGUAACAUAUGGUAAUACUGUUACCAUUUUGGUGAUUCACUUUCAUCGCUAAAUAAAUUCCUCUUUAUUCAAUGUGAUGAGUAUACUGAUAAAGCAUGUCAAUUUCUGACAAAUUUAGUUUCUUAGUUCAAUAAAAAAGGAUGGUAUCAAUGAAAAAAAGACGAUAAUGUUGAUGUAGAUGUACCUAAUACAAAAUUAAAUAUAUUAUGUGUUGUUGGUACUCCAAACAGUAGUAAAAAUUGGUUCUUUGACUUCUGAAUCUCUUGCAUUGCUUGUUGGCCAUAUAGAAAGGUGUAAUAACAAAACUAAUGAACUGGCAUUACAAGUUGCAGUAAAUGGACUGCUAAUUAUUGGUAAUGAAAUAUCAAUUGAAGGUGGUGCUCUAGAAGCUUUUUAAAAAAGUAUGUGAAGGAAUUGCUUGUAAUGUUAGAAUGAAGUUAAGAGGUGGCCAAAUUUUGUGAUGUACACGUUUUACUAAUCAGUAAUUCAGAAGUAAUCAGAAUUUCAGAACUAAUAAGAAUUUCAAAAGUAUUUGUGUUACAUAUAAACGGAAAGGUAUGAAGAAUUAAAACAUGCUUGUAAAAAGCCAUAUCCAGUGGCAUUCUUCCAAUUAUUGGAAAUGUGUAAUGUGUCUUAUUAAAUGGAUUUGGCAUUUGGGAAUGGAAAUGGAAACAUUGUAUUUUGAGCAACAAUAAAUGCUUAUUCACAAAA